UAUCUACGUAAUUUACGUCUAUGCUCGAAGAUCAUCGAGGAAAAAAUGGCCGCCACCAUGAGUAACGUGGAGGAGAUUCGGAAUCGAGUAAUAUUGGGGGAAUUUGGAGUGAAGAAUGUUCAUACAACAGAUUUUCCUGGAAACUACCCAGGCUUUGAUGACUCUUGGGACAUGAAGAGAUUUCAAAAGAAUUUCAGAAUUGAUGUGGUGCAUCUAGAUGAAAGCAGUAUUGAGUUUGACAUGGUGGGGAUUGAUGCUGCCAUUGCCAAUGCCUUCAGAAGGAUAUUACUAGCAGAGGUGCCCACCAUGGCUAUAGAGAAGGUAUUCAUCUAUAACAACACAUCUAUUGUCCAAGACGAAGUCYUGGCCCACAGAUUAGGCCUGAUCCCCAUCAAAGCUGACCCUCGUCUGUUUGAGUUCAAGAAUGCUGGUGAAGAGUCUUCAGAGGAAGAAAGUUCUGAAAUAGACACCAUUCAGCUUCAGCUUAAGAUUAAAUGCAGCAGAAAUCCCAGAGCCAGUAAAGACUCCUCUGACCCGCGAGAGCUCUAUCUGAACCACAUGGUUUAUUCCAAGGACAUACAGUGGACUCCUCUWGGAAACCAGGCGGAUGUGUUUGCAGACUUCUGUAUCCGACCAGUGCACAAUGACAUCUUGAUAGCUCAGUUACGCCCAGGACAGGAGCUGGACAUAGUCAUGCACUGCGUCAAAGGAAUCGCUAAGGACCAUGCAAAGUUCUCGCCAGUGGCAACAGCCAGUUACCGCCUCCUCCCAGAGAUCACGCUGCUGGAGCCGGUGGAGGGAGAGAAGGCAGAGCGUCUGAAACGCUGCUUCUCACGAGGAGUCAUAGACCUGGAGGAUGUCCGCGGAACAAAGGUCGCCAAAGUGGUUAACAGUCGACUGGACACAUGCAGCAGAGAGGUUCUCCGACACGCUGAUCUAAAGAACGUGGUGAAGCUCGGGAGAGUGCGAGACCAUUUCAUCUUCACUGUGGAGUCGACUGGCAUCCUGCCUCCAGAUGUUUUAGUCGCCGAGGCCAUCCAAGUCCUCAUGGCCAAGUGUCAGACGCUUCUCCGUGAAAUGAACUCUACUGACUUGGAGUGAACAAGUGACUGAACGAUGAUUAGUUCAUCUGUGCUCCUCAUCAAAUGUUUGUGGUCUGAUGCCUUUGAGAUCAUAACAUGUAAAUGUUCCAUAAUGGGUUUUCUUCUUCUUCCUUGACUUUUUCUACACCUCAGUUUCAUGCCAGAUUCAACAAAAUUAUAAUUUUUAAGUGAAUUCUUACACUUAAAAUCUAAAAGCGAACUAAAUGUUACAGUAGCAGGAAAAUCAGCAAACAUUGGGGUUUUUUUUGUUUUGUUUUGUUUUUUAUGUGUGGUUUCACCACCCCUGUUCAAUUUUUCUGUUACUCUUCAUUGUUUGAUAAACAGACGCUAAACAGACCUCAAAAAGCAGAAAAAUAACUUUUUUGUAUAAUAAAAACAACUAAAUAUGAA
Austrofundulus limnaeus is the source of this 1493-nucleotide messenger RNA. RefSeq names its product RNA polymerase I and III subunit C (gene polr1c). The record is from RefSeq and is a predicted model, not a curated record. The coding region runs from base 46 to 1101 and encodes 351 amino acids. Gene Ontology annotation, biological process: DNA-templated transcription. The transcript is spliced from 9 exons. Gene Ontology annotation, cellular component: RNA polymerase III complex; RNA polymerase I complex. Lineage: Eukaryota; Metazoa; Chordata; Actinopteri; Cyprinodontiformes; Rivulidae. Gene Ontology annotation, molecular function: DNA binding; protein dimerization activity.